AUGUACCAUAACCCUAACAAGCUGCAUCGGGAAAGCCUCGAAGCUAAAAUAACAGAACCGGUAUUGCCACAAAUCAAAAUACCUAAGCCUACCUUUGCUAUAAUCGCCACAUCCAAAAUAGAGGCUAAGCAUGAUUUCCCCUCACUAAAAAUCACACCGGAACCUCCAUCCAAUCAUGAAGGGGAACCAAUAGAGAUAAAAAAGAGCUAUAACCACGUUUACGUAUUAACGGGGCAUGCCAAAUGCAAACGAAGCAUGCGGUAUUCGAUAUGGGAAAUAGAGGAGAAUCGGUUUAUACUUAUAAUGGGGAUUACGUGCAUGGGAGAAGCUGGUUUGAUAGAAAAUAAGGGAGCCAACAUGAUCAACCACAGGGAACACUAA
Molecule: messenger RNA, 381 nt
Organism: Dovyalis caffra
Lineage: Eukaryota; Viridiplantae; Streptophyta; Magnoliopsida; Malpighiales; Salicaceae
Source: the annotation of a GenBank genome assembly